CCCGGCCCUCCCGCCGCCCCCGCCCCAGCGCGGCCGGAUCCGAGUGUGCCGGGCGGUGGGAGGGGAGGGAAGGAAGGGAAGCAGAGCAAGGGAAGGAAGAGAAGGGAAGGAAGGGAAGGGGGGGCGCCCGGCCCUGCGCAGUGAGCGAUGUUUGUCCGCCAUCGCGGCGGAGGCUGAAGGAAGCGCCGCCAGCGGAGCGAGGGGCCCGCGCCGCCGCCUCUCCCGCCCGGCCCGGCCCGGCCCGGUCGGCCCGGCCCCCGUGCUCUCCGCGCCCCCCGGGGGCCGCGCUCGCAGCGAAGGUCGCCAGCGGCCUCCCCCAGCCCCGUUACCGGGUCCGCCGCCCCGCCGCGCGUCCCCCGGCUGUGUCGCCCCGCGCCGGAGGCGCCGCCGGGCCCGAAGAUGUCGAACCUGAGCAAGGGGACGGGCAGCCGGAAGGACACCAAGAUGCGGAUCCGCGCCUUCCCCAUGACUAUGGAUGAGAAAUAUGUGAACAGCAUUUGGGAUCUUCUGAAAAAUGCAAUCCAAGAGAUUCAGCGUAAGAACAAUAGUGGUCUCAGUUUUGAGGAGCUGUAUAGAAAUGCUUAUACAAUGGUGUUGCAUAAACAUGGUGAAAAACUCUACACUGGACUAAGAGAAGUGGUCACUGAGCAUCUAAUAAACAAGGUGCGAGAUGAUGUGUUAAACUCCUUGAAUAACAACUUUCUACAAACACUAAACCAAGCGUGGAAUGAUCAUCAAACAGCAAUGGUGAUGAUUAGGGACAUUCUGAUGUAUAUGGACCGAGUGUACGUGCAACAAAACAACGUGGAGAAUGUCUACAACUUGGGCCUGAUCAUUUUUCGAGAUCAAGUCGUACGUUAUGGCUGCAUCAGGGAUCACCUGAGGCAAACUCUGCUGGAUAUGAUUGCAAGAGAGAGGAAAGGAGAAGUUGUAGACAGAGGCGCAAUAAGAAAUGCUUGCCAGAUGUUAAUGAUUCUGGGUCUUGAAGGAAGGUCAGUCUAUGAAGAAGACUUUGAGGCUCCAUUUUUGGAGAUGUCUGCAGAAUUUUUUCAGAUGGAAAGUCAGAAAUUUUUAGCUGAAAACAGUGCUUCUGUGUAUAUAAAGAAAGUAGAAGCUAGAAUUAAUGAAGAAAUAGAGCGGGUGAUGCAUUGUCUGGAUAAAUCAACAGAAGAACCAAUUGUGAAAGUUGUUGAGAGGGAGCUUAUUUCCAAGCACAUGAAAACUAUCGUGGAAAUGGAGAACUCUGGGCUAGUUCAUAUGCUGAAAAAUGGGAAGACAGAAGACCUUGCUUGCAUGUACAAGUUGUUCAGCCGUGUGCCAAAUGGUCUGAAGACAAUGUGUGAGUGCAUGAGCUCAUACCUGAGAGAGCAAGGCAAAGCACUGGUUUCUGAAGAGGGAGAAGGAAAGAAUCCCGUUGACUACAUUCAGGGCUUACUGGACUUGAAGAGCAGGUUUGAUCGCUUCCUUCAGGAAUCCUUCAAUAACGAUCGGCUCUUCAAGCAGACCAUUGCGGGGGACUUCGAGUACUUCCUCAACCUCAACUCCAGGUCCCCAGAGUACCUCUCAUUAUUUAUUGAUGAUAAGCUGAAAAAGGGAGUCAAGGGACUAACAGAGCAAGAAGUAGAAACUAUAUUGGAUAAGGCAAUGGUUUUAUUCAGGUUUAUGCAAGAGAAAGAUGUUUUUGAACGCUAUUACAAGCAGCACUUGGCAAGAAGACUUCUCACAAAUAAGAGUGUUUCAGAUGACUCUGAGAAAAAUAUGAUCUCCAAAUUAAAGACUGAAUGUGGAUGUCAAUUCACAUCGAAACUGGAAGGAAUGUUCAGGGACAUGAGCAUCUCAAACACAACGAUGGAUGAGUUCAGGCAACAUCUUCAGGCAACAGGGGUCUCACUAGGAGGUGUUGAUCUCACAGUGCGUGUCCUCACAACAGGUUACUGGCCUACCCAGUCAGCCACACCAAAGUGCAACAUCCCUCCAGCUCCCAGACAUGCUUUUGAAAUAUUUAGAAGAUUUUAUUUAGCAAAACACAGUGGGCGACAGCUGACACUCCAGCAUCACAUGGGUUCUGCAGAUCUCAAUGCCACUUUCUAUGGGCCUGUUAAAAAGGAAGAUGGCUCAGAAGUCGGUGUAGGAGGUGCCCAAGUAACUGGCUCCAAUACACGGAAGCACAUAUUGCAAGUCUCCACUUUCCAGAUGACAAUAUUAAUGCUAUUUAACAACAGAGAAAAAUACACCUUUGAGGAGAUUCAACAAGAAACUGAUAUCCCUGAAAGAGAACUUGUUAGAGCCCUACAGUCCCUUGCAUGUGGCAAACCAACACAACGUGUUCUCACGAAAGAGCCCAAAUCAAAAGAAAUAGAAAAUGGUCAUAUAUUUACAGUGAAUGAUCAGUUCACAUCUAAACUACACAGAGUCAAGAUUCAGACGGUUGCUGCCAAACAAGGAGAGUCUGAUCCAGAAAGGAAAGAAACGAGGCAGAAAGUAGAUGAUGACAGAAAACAUGAGAUAGAAGCUGCUAUAGUUCGGAUAAUGAAAUCUAGAAAGAAGAUGCAACACAAUGUGCUAGUAGCAGAGGUAACUCAGCAGCUGAAGGCCCGGUUCUUACCAAGUCCAGUUGUUAUUAAAAAACGUAUUGAAGGACUUAUUGAGAGAGAAUAUUUGGCACGAACACCUGAGGAUCGCAAAGUAUACACUUACGUAGCAUAAAAUGCGUUCAGAAAAUUUGAUUUAUUCUUGGACUAUACUCUUCGCAUGAACUGGGAAGUUCUUUUAAAUCAUUAAUAUUAAGAUGACCAUCUUCUCUAUUAAAUUACAGUACAUGUUCUAGACCAUUCAGAUCAAGCCUUUUACUCCUUUUGAGAGUUUUUGACAUGAAUUAAUUGAGCUUCAGGCUUUUCAACGUUAUCCCUGUAGAGAUCAUCCUUACAAUUCUUCGGGAAAAUGUGAAUGUGCCGCGUUUGUUUUCAAUACUGUAUGAAAACAGAGAAAUAAAAACGACUUUAGAAAAUACAGCUCAUUUAAAAAAAUAAAUUUGUUGGAAUUUCAUUUCCCCAGAUCUUCAGUGUUGAUGUAAAUGUGUUUCUGUAGUGUUGCUUAGCACUUCGCAUUGUAUAAGUUGGGUUUAAAAGAAACCACAGGUGGAAGGCAAAAAUUCCCACUUACCUUGCUCUGCUUCAAAUGUUUAUUUAACUAGACAUGUUUAAUUUAAAUACUUGCUAAUUUUUUGAAGACCCAAGAAGACAACUUGAGCAUGUUUCACUCUUCCUGCUGCACUCACUGUUCCAACAACAUGAAUCAGGAACUUCUGGGGGCUCAGAAAAGACCGUAUUAAUUUUGGCUUUCCCUUCUGUAACUUGAGUUCUUCUAAAUUAAACUCUAUAUUGAUUAGGUUUUUUCUGGUUUCUUUAUAGGAAAAAGGACAAGAUUUUAGUGUGUAUAAACUGUAUAAUAAUUUUUGCUGUUGUACUCACUGCUGAUGGUGGAUUGUACAGGGCGAUGUUUUUAUUUCACUAAAUGUAGACAAAAUAAAUUUAAAAUAAAUGGAUUUAGUGUACACAACAACUAAUUCAAGUGUGUUAGAGUACAGGGUUGACAAUCUUUUGGAACUAAAUACUGUCCCCUGGGGAAAUGUACUGGGAUUAUAUUUUGUUAAUAAACGUCAUAGAUGGAUCUGUAGCCCCAGGGCUUCCCAUCAUAAAUGCAUAUUUCAGGAGAUUAAAGUGAAGCCAGCGUGCACUAUUUGUUUUUAAAAACGCAUUUUAAACAUGCAAUAAAAAAUUGUUACUGUAAUGAAAUUUUUAGUUCUUACCCUGGAACUUUUUUUUCUUCUUGACAGUGUGCUGCAAAAAUAGAUUAAAAAUAGCA
Messenger RNA from Prinia subflava (tawny-flanked prinia), 3864 nucleotides. It is a transcript of the gene CUL3, whose product is annotated as cullin 3. The record is from RefSeq and is a predicted model, not a curated record. Gene Ontology annotation, cellular component: Cul3-RING ubiquitin ligase complex. Gene Ontology annotation, biological process: ubiquitin-dependent protein catabolic process; protein ubiquitination. Bases 400 to 2706 code for a protein of 768 amino acids. The transcript is spliced from 16 exons. NCBI's taxonomy places the organism in Eukaryota, Metazoa, Chordata, Aves, Passeriformes, Cisticolidae. Gene Ontology annotation, molecular function: ubiquitin protein ligase binding.